Molecule: messenger RNA, 2466 nt
Organism: Trematomus bernacchii (emerald rockcod)
Lineage: Eukaryota; Metazoa; Chordata; Actinopteri; Perciformes; Nototheniidae
Gene: sclt1
Product: sodium channel and clathrin linker 1
Exons: 22
Coding region: 120-2201 (693 amino acids)
Biological process (GO): clustering of voltage-gated sodium channels; cilium assembly
Cellular component (GO): centriole
Source: RefSeq, a predicted model, not a curated record
UGCACAUCUUCACUGCCAUUGGUUGUUAUUUGUUUGCUUCAAAACAGACGGCGCAACAGAAAACUAUGUAAAAAACACCAGUAUAGCGUCCUAUACUAAAUGUAAACGUCAAAUAAUACAUGUAUACAACCCACUGCACCUUCAACAUGGAAGCUGAAGUUAAGUUUUUACGGGAUCAAGUCCACAGAUUAAACUCUGCUCUAAGCCAGUAUCAGUAUGAGCAUGGUACUCAAUCUACAUCAGCUCAGGUUGAAGAUGCUAGACGGGCCGAGGCUCCCAAACCUUGGAUGGCAGAUAGAAGUAUAAUGGCUCCUUUGAUAGCUGAGUAUGAUCUGCACAUGGAGGAAAUGACAGAAAAGCUGCAGAGAUACGAGGGGCUGAUGACAGACAUGAAAGUGAAGUUGGAGAGGGUUGUCAAGGAGAAUGAAAGGCUGCAUGCAGAGCUGAGGGAGUCAGUUGAGAAGCAGCUUCAUGUCCUGCCGGUGGCUUCAGGAGUGGAGGGCGGCACGCUGGAGGAGGAAGCGGUCAUCAGAAACCUGCAGGAGCAGCUCCAGCUCUGUGAACAGGAGCGUGUGCAGGCCAUGGAGCUGGGGCAGACGGCCGCCCAGGAGCUGGAUCGCCUCCAGCAGACCUUCCAGAAGACCGCCACUGACGGACAGAUCCACGUUGCUCAGAGACAACAGCUCAAGGAUCAGCUUGUUCAGUUCCAGCAGCACACACACAAACUUCAAGUGGCCAAUCAGAACCUGGAAUCGACAAACCAACAGUUUCUGAAGACUGUGACGGAGCAGAGCACAGAGAUGGAGGAUCUACACAGCCAACACAGGCAGUCCAAGGCUGAGCUGAGGACGGCCACAGCCAAAGUGGAUGAGAUGACCAAACUGCUGCAGAGUUUCCAGGACCAAAUGCAGAGACGGGAGGAAGAUGUGGCAGAGGCUCAGGGUCGAGAGGACGCAGCAGACAGACGGCUCCAGCAGCUUCAGGCAGCCCUGAGCCAGCUGGAGGCCAGACUAAAAGCUGCCACCCAGGAGGCUGAGACGGUUCGCAGGGAUCAAACUGUGUGGGAGAGAAAGGUGGGGGAACUUCAAAAUCGCUGCAGCACCCUGGAAGAGGAGAAGUACGAAGCCCUGGCCAAAGUUAGAGAGAGCGUUCAGGUGGCUGAGGAGGCCACAUUGCUAAAGGAACAGAUCCUGUUAAGAGAGAAACAGAAAAAAGAUGAGCUGGAGAAGACAAAGGAGGCCAUCAAACAGUUAAUCCAGGAUGCUGCAGUACGCACAAGGAAAGAGGUGGAUAAUGUGCGCAAGCAGUGCAACGUCCAAAUCCACCGUAUGGCUGAGGAGCUGUCUGCGCUGCAGCUUGAGUGUGCAGAUAAAGAGUCUCAGAUUGAAAGGUCCCUACGAGAGAGGAAAGCUGUAGAAGAGGAGCUGGAGAAGGUGUAUAAAGAGGGGCGCGCAGAACCAGAGUUCAGGAAGAUUGACGCUCUUCACCAGAGGUGUCUAGAUGCAGAGAGGAUGAAGGAAGACAUGAGUCUCACUCUGCAGAGCACCAAGAACAGACUAAAAAAGAUGGAGAUGGACUACAGUGAGGAGAUCUCGCGGUGUCAGGAGGAAGUGCAGCGCCUGCAGAGCUCUCUGGUUUCGGCCCGGGACGACUGUGUCGGCGUCAGUGAGGAGCGGCUGCAACUGCAGAGAGAGAACUUGCAGCUCCGCAAAGAGAUGGAUGAGCUGCGCAAGGCUACCAUGCUGGUCCAAAAGAAGGCCAAACAACAGUUGGCACAGAUGGAGCAGGAGUACAGCCUGAAGGAGCAGGGAUUGGACACACGCGUGCAGGAGCUGGAAGAUAGCAGCCGGAGCUCCUGCGCUGACCUGACGCGCCUCCUCGCGGCUCAGCAGAAAAGCACCCAGCGCUGGAAAGAGGAGGCCAAGAACCUCGUUCAGGCCUUCGAGACUAAAAUGACAGGCUUCAAAGGCGAGCUGAAUCGGCAGAAGCAGCGUUCACAUGAGCUGGAGAUGCAGCUGGAAAAAGACCAUAAUACUGUUGCUGAGUAUGAGAGGCAGGUAGCAGAGUAUCAAGAGAAGGCGAGUCGUCUCCAGAGAAGACUGACACAAUCUGAACAAAAGGCCACCACUGCUACACAACAGCUGAGUAUGUUGGCGUCACAGCGAAGAAAGACAGCCAUGGUGGAUCCAGACACUCUAUAACAGCAACUGUUCCUUUGCUCAAGGAAAAUAACCAUGUGUGAUUUUAGGGCUUAUUUGCACUAUUUGUAGAUAUGAUAUUACCAUUUGUGCAAAAGUCAUAAGACAGCAAUUUGUGUUGUCGGUGCCCUUGUGAAAUGGCAACAUUUUAUUUUAUUUUGUGCACUAAUAUACCACAUUUUGUAAAUGUUAUUUAUAAGGGUAUGAUGUGUCAUGUGUAGUAUGUAAAAAUAAACGUUGUUACAAUAAAUAAACAUAUUAAAAAAUG